Molecule: messenger RNA, 1310 nt
Organism: Sycon ciliatum
Lineage: Eukaryota; Metazoa; Porifera; Calcarea; Leucosolenida; Sycettidae
Exons: 6
Coding region: 39-1058 (339 amino acids)
Source: RefSeq, a predicted model, not a curated record
GUGAUCAGUUGAAAUGAAAACACCAGCGGUACAAAACAAUGGCCACAGGAUUGCAGCAGAGUCAAGCAGAAACGCUUGGCUCAAGCUGCUUUCCUGCGGCUCGGGGUGCUACGGAUAUCCAAACGCACCGAUGCCAACCUGACGUUUGUGACAAUCGAUCAUUUGAAACGGAAACAAGAAAAGAUGAAGGACAACUCUCACAUCAAGAAAAGAAAACUGCCUCCUGCCGCAAAGCAUCUAAACAUGGCUGUAACCGAAGAACGCACCACCGAUCGCACAAGGAAUAUCUGGUGUUGAAAUUUGUAGUGAACCACGACCUACUCCCACUCACUUACUGCAUAUUAGUAAUGGUAGUACUUGCUGUUUCAGCCGAAAACGCUGAUGGAAUACAACCAAUUCAAAUUGAAAACGGAAUGCUGACGCUCACGGUGCCACACAACAAUGGUCUGACGCGAAUGAUAAGACUUCGCUCUACAUGCACGGAGAGAGUUACACGUGCUGCUUUGGAUGAAACCUGGCCCAUUGACCCCUCGUGGAGCUUCACGCCACUAGUGUUCGAGUCACCUAUGAAUUCAAUCAAUGGUUCCGGAGACAUCCAAGUCUAUGUUGACAACGAGGAGGUAGCAACAGCCAGAUUCAAUGUGAAUAAUGACACCAUGUGGAGAACGAGAAGGAGACGGAAUGGACAGUCGGAUGAACUAUGCUGUACUGGUCUGGCAAACCCGUGGAGGCAGCUACGUUUGAUUCAACCAAAGUUUCUGGUAUUUCACAUUACUCGACUCGAAGGCGUCGUGCACACACUGAUGGAUUCCUUGGCUAGGGAGUACAGCAGGAAUCGUGACACAUCGGUCGCUACAUGCCUUGUGGAGGGUAUGGCACUUAUCCAAGAUCUCACCACCAGAAUUUCCAGGUCUGACUGCCCAAGGCCAGCCGAGCGGGAAGUGAUUCAAGAAACCAAGUCUGAAGACAAGAAGAAGACAUUUCCCCACAAGCAUGUUGCAAACCUAUGGAGCCUUCUCCUUGAUGGCACCGCUGCCUCUCUCAACAUGAGUUAUUAGCAUACUUGUCCCAAUGAUCUUCGACACUAGAUGAGCUGAUAUGCCUGGCUGGAUGUGUUAAUCACCAUGGAUAUGAAUACCUUCAUGCUCCUCUUAGAACUAUGCACAUUGAAUUAUGCUUAUUGCAAAAAUUGCAUAGAUCCUGAAAGUUUAAAAAUAUUCAAAAAGUGUUUUGAUGCGGUGCUCUGGUCACUACAUAAUUUAUACACACUUGCUAUGUUUUCAAGGUGGAUAAAUCAAUCAAAUAGUUAA